Messenger RNA from Xenopus tropicalis (tropical clawed frog), 939 nucleotides. It is a transcript of the gene or5dt1, whose product is annotated as olfactory receptor family 5 subfamily DT member 1. The transcript has a single exon. The record is from RefSeq and is a predicted model, not a curated record. Gene Ontology annotation, molecular function: olfactory receptor activity; G protein-coupled receptor activity. The coding region runs from base 1 to 939 and encodes 312 amino acids. Gene Ontology annotation, biological process: G protein-coupled receptor signaling pathway; signal transduction; detection of chemical stimulus involved in sensory perception of smell. Gene Ontology annotation, cellular component: plasma membrane; membrane. Lineage: Eukaryota; Metazoa; Chordata; Amphibia; Anura; Pipidae.
AUGGACAAAGGGAAUGGCACCACAGUAACAGAAUUUAUUCUUGUGGGAAUUUCAGAGAUUCCAGAGCUUCAAUUUUACCUUUUUUGUAUUUUUUUCUGCAUCUAUAUAAUCACUGUACUUGGAAAUGCAUCAAUAAUUCUUAUAUAUAAAUUAAGUCCAAACCUGCACACCCCUAUGUAUUACUUCCUCAGCAACUUCUCCUUUCUGGAAAUCUGUUAUGUAUCAGCAUCUGCUCCUAAAAUGUUGCAUAACAUAGUGAUGGGGAGAAAAACAAUAACUUUCCAUGAUUGCUUUGUGCAAAUGUACAGCAUUUUGUUUUUGGCUGGCACAGAGUUCUAUGUGCUUGCAGCCAUGGCUUAUGAUCGAUAUAAUGCUAUAUGCCACCCUCUCUUGUACAGGGUUAUUAUGAAUAAUAGGGUCUGUAUUCAGCUUCUCUGUUGCUCUUGGGCUAUUGGUGCCGCCAAUGCUCUAGUUCAUACUCUCCUCGCAUACAGGUUGCCUUUCUGUUCUAAUAAAAUUCAACAUUUCUUUUGUGAUGUCCCACCAUUACUGAAACUCUCCUGUAUAAACACCUGGAUCAAUGAACUCGGCAUGUAUGUCAUUGGGGGUUCUGUUACCGGCGGCUCCUUUGUACUAACAUUAAUUUCGUACAUAAAAAUAAUAUUAACUAUUCUAAAUAUCCAAUCAUCUUCAGGGAGAAAAAAAGCCUUUUCCACUUGCACUUCUCACUUGACAGUAGUUGCUAUAUUUUAUGGCUCAAUCUUUUUUAUGUAUCUAAGACCCAAAUCAAGUUAUGCUAUGCAUCAUGAUAGACUGGUUGCGGUUAUGUAUACCAUUGUUGCUCCUUUGUUAAACCCUUUCAUUUAUAGUCUAAGAAAUAAUGAUGUCAAACUAGCUGUCACAAAACUACUUCAAAAAAGGUUAACUUGGAAAUAUUAA